AUGGAAGCGACACCGCAGUGGAGCUGGCCCUCAGAUCUCCCCAAAGAGCGACGCCACUCGAAAGCCGACGCAGCCGAUACCUCAGAUCCCAACAGUCCUGAGAAUCAAAGUCAGGAUGAGCAGAACGAGACCGAAGGCGACGAGCAGCCGCAGCCUCGGCCUCAGCCCAAGCAAAGAUACUACAGCCCACGAACAUGUCGCAUUUGCUUGGACGUCGUCCAUCCAACCUUUGCGGAGCCCUUGCCCAUGAGUGGUUUUAUGAACUCUCCGCCGCGGCCUAUCUACAAGUCUGAAGAACCCGAAUGUGGACGGCUUAUUUCACCAUGCAAGUGCAAAGGUUCUCAGCGCUACGUCCACGAGGGCUGCUUGCAAGCUUGGAGAUAUGCAGACUCGACUGCCAAUCGGAACUUUUUCGCCUGCCCAACCUGUGGCUACAAGUACAAACUUGAGCGGCUGUCAUGGGCAAACCGCAUGUCAAGCGCACCUGCACAAAUCUUACUGACUAUUCUCAUCUUUGUUUUCUCGGUCUUUCUCCUCGGAUUCGUCGCAGAUCCUAUCCUUGGCCUUUGGAAUGACCCGGUGGGUGUAAUUGCCGACGGGGUUGCAAACGUGCUUGACGACAUCGAGGCGAUCAACGAACCGACAUCAAAUGAGCCUGGGACGUGGCUGGAACACUUCCUCAAAGGCUUCUUUUCUCUUGGUCUUCUUGGUUUCAUCAAGACUUUCCUCGCCAUGACGCCGUGGCAGGUGUACAAUCUUCGACAUGGCGGUGGCCUCUUCGGUUCGACCGGACGUCGCGGAGGAACAGGACGCGCGCGGGUCGAGGGCAUCAACAUGGCCGUGGUCAUUGUCGGCGCAGUUACCUUUUUGUUGGGCGUCUGGAAAGGCGUGAGGGCACUCAGCGCGUCGGCGUUGCAACGCGCAAGCGACAGGGUAUUUGAUGUGGGUGGUGAUGAUGACGACGAUGAUGAUGAGGAAACGAAGCAGGACUAA
Messenger RNA from Colletotrichum karsti, 993 nucleotides. RefSeq lists its product as uncharacterized. Bases 1 to 993 code for a protein of 330 amino acids. The record is from RefSeq and is a predicted model, not a curated record. The transcript has a single exon. Gene Ontology annotation, molecular function: zinc ion binding. NCBI's taxonomy places the organism in Eukaryota, Fungi, Ascomycota, Sordariomycetes, Glomerellales, Glomerellaceae.